Gastrolobium bilobum is the source of this 2650-nucleotide messenger RNA. Its product is annotated as serrate RNA effector molecule-like. NCBI's taxonomy places the organism in Eukaryota, Viridiplantae, Streptophyta, Magnoliopsida, Fabales, Fabaceae. The transcript has 12 exons. Gene Ontology annotation, biological process: primary miRNA processing; mRNA processing. Gene Ontology annotation, cellular component: nuclear body. The record is from RefSeq and is a predicted model, not a curated record. The coding region runs from base 173 to 2347 and encodes 724 amino acids.
ACAGCACAGGCCAUCCCCAGAAAUGAAAGCCACACUGAUCUGAAACAAAACAAAGAAUAAGAAAGCAAUAUCACUUCUUCAUCCUUCUUGUUAUUCUUCUCAAUUUCUUCUCUUUAAUUAGGGUUUUGCUCUCUAUUAUAUUUUCACUUUCAUUUUCCAAUUCUACCCUUCCAUGGCCGAGGUGAUCAACAUGCCGCCAGAUUCUAUCGACCAAUCCCCCUCUGCUUCAGCUCCUCCGCCGCCUCCCGCCGCUCCUCCCGUCGCCGUCGACGAUGAUCUCCCGCCUCCGCCUCUUCCUCCGCCUUCGCGGCGGAGGGACCGCAGGGACGAUAGGGAUUUCGACCGCCACCCUAACCGCAGCCGCGGAAGCGAUUACUCUGACCGGAACGUGUCGCCAAGGGACCGUGACAGGGACUUCAAGCGCCGACGCAGCCCUAGCCCUGGCUACCGUGACCGCCGUUAUUCUCCUCCUCCUCCUCCGUCGAGACGUUCUCCUCCGCCGUAUAAGCGACCGAGGAGGGGGAGCCCCCGCGGCGGCGGCGGAGGUUAUGGACCUGAUGAAAGCAGAUUUGGCUAUGAUUAUUUUGGUGGUUAUGAACGGGGAAUGGGUGGAAGACCUGGUCACACAGAUGAGAAGUCUUAUGGCAGGUUCGCACAUCGAUCUGCUGGGGGAUAUCAAAAUGGGAUUUCCGAUGUGGAUAUGAAUCGCGGUUAUGCAAAUUUGCCAAGUGGAGGUGCACAAAGAGAGGGGUUGAUGUCCUAUAAGCAAUUCAUUCAGGAGCUUGAGGAUGAUAUACUGCCAGCUGAAGCUGAGCGGAGGUAUCAGGAGUACAAAUCAGAGUAUAUUUCUACUCAAAAACGAGCUUAUUUUAAUGCUCAUAAGGAUGAGGAAUGGUUGAAAGAUAAAUAUCAUCCAACAAAUCUACUUACAGUAAUUGAAAGGAGGAAUGAAAAUGCUCGACAGCUAGCAAAGGAUUUUUUGCUUGAUUUGCAGAGUGGAACAUUAAACCUAAAUCCUGGUUUAAACUCCUCUUCAUCCAGUAAAUCAGGGCAAGCCAGCGAGCCAAAUUCAGAGGAGGAAACUGAUGCUGGUGGAAAACGAAGAAGACAUGGUAGGGGAUCUAAUAAAGAUAAUGAUUUCUCAGCUGCUCCAAAGGCUCACCAUAUCAGUUCUGAGCCUAGACGGAUACAAGCAGAUAUCCAACAGGCUCAGGCUGUUGUUCGUAAGCUGGACAUGGAAAAGGGGAUUGAAGAUAAUAUUUUAUGCAUCAGUGAUCAUAAUAAAAAUGAUGAUAAGGCUCACAGUGGAUCUGUGGGCCCCAUAAUAAUUAUACGGGGCCUAACAUCUGUUAAGGGCUUGGAGGGUGUUGAGCUACUGGACACACUUAUUACAUAUCUUUGGCGGAUUCAUUGUAUAGAUUAUUAUGGCAUGAUUGAGACUAACGAGGCCAAGGGUUUUAGGCAUGUGAGACCAGAAGGAGCAGGGCAUGAAGAAACAAGUAAAUCAGGGUCUGAAUGGGAGAAGAAACUAGAUUCAUUUUGGCAGGGAAGGUUGAAUGGUCAGGAUCCCUUGGAAUUAAUGACUGCCAAGGAGAAGAUAGAUGCUGCAGCAGUGGAUAUGUUGGAUCCAUAUGUUAGAAAAAUAAGGGAUGAAAAGUAUGGAUGGAAGUAUGGUUGCGGAGCUAAGGGCUGCACAAAGCUUUUUCAUGCGGCUGAAUUUGUGCACAAACAUCUGAAGCUAAAACACCCGGAGCUUUUGAUGGAACUAACAUCAAAAUUGCGUGAGGAUCUUUACUUUCAAAAUUACAUGAAUGAUCCCGAUGCUCCUGGUGGAACGCCUGUCAUGCAGCAACCUCAGGACAAGCCUCUAAAGCGAAGAUUAGGUCUGGAAGGCCGAUUGAAAGAUGAUCGUGGUAAUCGGCGGGACCAGGAUAGGAGUGACAGAAUAAAUGGAGAUAGGCUUGACAAUUCCCCAUCCCGUGAAAGGCACAUGGGAAACCAUGAUGAAGCAAUGUAUGAUGCAUAUGGAGGGCCUGCUGUUCCUCCAUUCACCUCAGAUAUGCCCCCUCCUCCACCAGUUUUGAUGCCUGUACCUGGUGCUGGGCCUUUGGGACCCUUUGUUCCUGCUCCACCGGAAGUUGCAAUGCAGAUGUUAAGGGAGCAAGGAGGGCCAUCUUCAUACGAUGCCUCGGGAAGGAAGAUGCGAUCUGGUCCUCACAUGGGUGGACCAGCACCAAUAAUUGCUGUUCCUCCAGCUUUUAGACCUGAUCCUCGACGGAUGCGCAGUUAUCAAGAUCUGGAUGCCCCGGAAGACGAAGUCACCGUGAUAGACUAUCGGAGCUUGUAGGUGUCACUGGCUUUCUCUAAUUUAAAUGAGAUUGGCUGGGCAGCAUGCCUGUUCUUGUCAAAUGAUAUCUUGCUCUUUCAAUGAGAGCAGCAGUAUGCCAGUAAUAAUGGGGUCAGGCUUCAUUUCUUUCUUAAAUUUGCUUGAGAAUCUUGUUAACUUGUGUGGUGAAAUUUGAGCUGAGGGAAGUGACUUCGAUAUUGUACUAGAGUUGACAUAUGUAGAUUUUUCAACAAACUGCCAUCUGACUCUGCAUAGAAGGAUAAUUUAACAUAAUGAGCUGAUUUGUUAUUUAGUGGAUAAUCU